Messenger RNA from Scomber japonicus (chub mackerel), 796 nucleotides. It is a transcript of the gene cetn4, whose product is annotated as centrin 4. Gene Ontology annotation, molecular function: calcium ion binding. Gene Ontology annotation, biological process: nucleotide-excision repair; mitotic cell cycle; centriole replication. Gene Ontology annotation, cellular component: centrosome; centriole. The transcript is spliced from 5 exons. NCBI's taxonomy places the organism in Eukaryota, Metazoa, Chordata, Actinopteri, Scombriformes, Scombridae. The record is from RefSeq and is a predicted model, not a curated record. The coding region runs from base 85 to 600 and encodes 171 amino acids.
AAAAUAUACACCACUUUUGUUGACAUUCGGUCAUCGACUGAAAUUGAAGUGAAGCUCUCUUUCCUCGCUGACUUAUUCAUCUAAAUGGCGUCGGGUUACCGUAAAUCAGCUCCCUCUGCCAGCCAAAGGAAAAAAGCUGGUCCCAAAGUGGAGCUGACUGAGGAGCAAAAGCAAGAAAUUAAGGAGGCUUUUGAUCUAUUUGAUGCAGAUGGCACUGGCGUAAUAGACGUGAAGGAGCUUAAGGUUGCUAUGCGAGCUCUCGGGUUUGAACCAAAGAAAGAAGAAAUCAAGAAAAUGAUUGCAGACAUUGAUAAAGAGGGCUCAGGGACAAUUGACUUCAGUGAUUUUCUCUGUAUGAUGACACAGAAGAUGAGUGAGAAGGACUCCAAAGAAGAAAUAAUGAAGGCUUUCCGGCUGUUUGAUGAUGAUGGCACGGGCAAAAUCUCAUUCAAAAAUCUUAAGAGAGUUGCCAAGGAGCUGGGUGAAAACCUUACAGAUGAAGAAUUACAGGAAAUGAUCGACGAGGCGGACCGAGAUGGAGACGGAGAGGUCAACGAGAAUGAGUUCUUGCGGAUAAUGAGGAAGACCAAUCUUUACUGAACUCAAUUGUUACAGUCUUGUUCCCAAGACCUUUGUUCUUUGUUCCUUUCUUUUUUUAUUCACUGUUGAUUUUUUCAAGAACAGUUUAUACAGUAGGAAAGAUAGCCAGAUUUGUUUGGUUUGUAAAUAUAUAUUUUAACAUUCUGUAUCUUUGCACAGCCUUUUCUACAAUGCAAGGUAAAUAAAUAUAUUUCAU